UGAAGUGAGUGAGAUCCACAGGUGACCAAAGUGAACUCAGUGCAAGUGAAUUAUAAACGAAAGGAUUAAGGAUAUUAGUGAGGACAACAAGUGCCCAGUGACAUCAUCAGCAUCUGCUGUACAUCCGUCUAAAAAUAAAACAAAAGCUGAUACCGCCUUGCACCAGUUGGUUCUUCGAGAGGCUCGUUUGGCUGCCUGCCACUGCGAAAACAAACUUUGAUGGUGACAAGUGAGGAUUGCUAGAGGCGAAAUAUAUCGAACGAAAUGAUUUUGAGAACGCAACUUCGGCUGGGUGUGCUUCUGGUGGCGUUGCUCCUAAGUUGUACAGUUUCUGGUGAGGAUGAGGACUAUGGCGGCGAAAUGAUUGGUUCCAGCCUGGGAGGCAAUGAUGAGAUCUUCGAUCAGGCUCAGCUAGACACCGAGGUAGAAAAGGAGAUGGAACAGCAUCGGAACAGUUUGGAGGAAGAUCAAACUGAAAACUCCCAAGCAAUGGAAAUGGAAAUGAGCACCAUGAGGCCCAUGGAGGGUAGGCUGAACACCAUGGCUCCUUAUUCCGAGGAAAACACUGCCGCCGAGAUGAUGGAAGAUGCUCCAACGCAGAAAAAAGCAACAAAGGUGGACAAACCUGUUCGGGAUUACUAUUACGAAGACACGGCCGAGGAUGAGAUGGUGGCUAGCACCACAGCAAAGAUUGCCACCACCAUGAUCCCGGAAUAUGUGCGUCAGGCAAAGGCGGAAAGAUUUCCCCAGCGAGACCAGGAGCACCAUGCAUCCUCCGACUACGUCGAGGAAGAGGCAACCAAAUCGAUGGAUGAACAGCCACCCGCUAAUCAGUUUUAUCAAGUAGAACAUCAUGAUCCUAUUCCUCAGGCUCAAGUCCAACAACUGCCCAGUCAGGAUAAACCCAAUCAGUUUAAGUACUCUUCUGAGGAUGAUUACUACGAUGAGCCGUCGGAAGUGAAGUCAAAUCCCACAACAACCACCACUCAGCCACCUCUGCCAAUUCUCACGGCUCGUUUCGGUGGCUUCCCUUGGGCGACCACCCAGGCACCUAAUCCUCCUACUGCCAGUCCUACUACCUCAACGACAACCACUUCGACCACGACAACUACCACCACAUCAACAACAACAACAACAACAACGCCCAGUCCUAGAAAACAGCCAAAACACAUCCAAGUGAGCGGUGGCUCAAAGGCGGAACUACUGCCGGCCGAUCAGCUGCGUAAUUACAUCAAGGAUGUGUACAUCCGCAUGCCUCUGGCGGUCAUUGUGGAUCCCUCGUCCGCAUCUCUGGAACAGGCGAAGCGACUUUACAUCGAUGCUUUGCAGGACAAGAACAUCGAUAUCAAGAUUGUUUUGGUAACUCUGAAUGGAGCGGGUGCCCCCUCUGCCUUCAGCUUUAACAACACCCGCGAGUUCAUCGCUGGUUUAAACAGCACCAAGGAGCAUGAAGGCGGCAACUCGUUUGUGGGCGUUCUCCAUGCCGCCGAGCUGGUUCCCUACGACAGUGCCGUUUUCAUAUCGACAGCAUCGAUUCCACCACACACGGAACUGGUCCAAGAUGCAGCCAUCACUCUGCUCAAGAAGAGGAUCAGGUUAUUCCUUCUUUGGUAUGGGGAGCGUUCGGGCAGCGAGAACGAAACGGAGGACGCUGUGGGCGGUAUUUUGGGCGAGGUGGCCAUCCGAUCUGGUGGCGAGAUCAUCCACAUCGUGAGCACCGAGCACGGACAGCAUAUAGCUGGCAAUACGCUCACCCUGGUUGCAGACGCGUAUCAGGGUACCCAAGAGUUGGACCUGCCGGUGGACACGACGUUGUCUAGUCUCCAUGUGCGAAUUGAUGCGAAUAUGAGACGGGCGACAAUGGAGACGCCGAAUGGUGAGAUUAAUUUGAAGAAACUGGCAAAAUUCGGAGGAGCUAAUAUCACCGAGACAACGAAUCCCCAAGAGCUUGAUGCUUACGUACCGCUAAACAAGUUACGACGCGCGGCAGUUUUCAAAUUAAAACUACAGCCCGAGCUGAAUGAGAAGUACAAUGUUUUCGUACGCGCCGAAAGAAAAGCGGAUGUCUUCUUGGGCGACAUCAUCAAGCGCAUCGAUAGCUACUACAAAAGCGGGCAAACAAAGGCUAAGUCGGCCAAAAUCCAGUUUCCCGACAAGGAAAAGGAUACCGAGAAGUUGGAGGAGGAUGUGGAAUCACCAAAGAACGAAAUUGAAACCUUUUCAGAAAAAGAAAUUCAGAGUUCUCCAAGUCUGAAUCAAACUUUGUUGGCUUCCACAACGGGACAGCCCAGGAGCACCCUAAAUGCCAUGCUCCUUCAGCGAUGUGGCACAAAAAUCGAGCUGGGUACAGAAUCUAAACUUUUAGUGAUGGCUGGUCAGACAGCCUCUCUUCUCUUUGAGGUCACCAACAUGAAAACAGAGACAGUUUACUCCACAAUACAGGUCACUGACGAGCGGCGUUUUCUGGUCCAACUGAACCCCACCAGGUUGAGCCUGCGUGCCCUGGAGACGGCCACAGUGCGACUGACAGUAUUAGUGCCCACUGGGACUGCUCAAGGCACUACAGACAGGAUCACCUUUACAAAUUAUGGUCGUGAAACAUCUACUCUAGCAGUUAAUCUCAAAGUAGUGACCAGCAUAGAUGCACAAGACUCAACCGGACCUACAUUGUCUUGGGAGUUUGGCAACCGGUGUGAUUACCUUACACCCGAAUCCCAAAAUUGUGGAGAGCGUUUUUGGACCGUGGAUGUUACCGCUCAGGAUUGGCAGUCGGGCAUGUUGCGAUUGCAGGCUACGCCGCCGGAAGGUCUUUUCUACAGAAACUAUUAUACCGCAGGGAGCACAGAACCCCUAAAGGCCACAUACAUGGCCUCUUGCUGCGAACCAAAGGUAUCAUUAAUCGCAAUUGAUGCGGCGGGUAAUCAAAGGAACCUCACCAUCGAUGUGAGGGAUGUGUAUUUAAGCGAGGCAGCCAUUGCAGCCAUCUGCUUGGGAGCCAUUUUAUUGCUCCUGCUGAUCGCGGCUCUCAUCUGGAGCAUUGUGUGGUGUUGCCGGCGAAGAAAGACAACGCUGGAGCUGCCCACAUAUAGAUCACACUCUACGAGGAGCAUGGAGUAGAUUGUUGUUAUGUUUUUGUGCCAAAAGAGAGUCGAAAGAGUUUAAUAAAAAUGCCAUUCCAGAUAAGAAGUAAUAAAAUGACACCUGUUUGAGCUAUUCAA
This is a messenger RNA of Drosophila eugracilis, 3218 nucleotides long. RefSeq lists its product as uncharacterized. The record is from RefSeq and is a predicted model, not a curated record. Lineage: Eukaryota; Metazoa; Arthropoda; Insecta; Diptera; Drosophilidae.